AAACGUAAGAUGAAGGAACUGGAGGAUAAUUUACUGUAUAGAUUGACCUCCACUCAAGGGUCACUGGUAGAAGACGACUCGCUCAUUGAAGUGUUGAAGGUAACAAAGGUCACCUCAGAAGAGGUCAGUGAGAAGCUGACCAUUGCUGCUGAAACUGAGAUUAAAAUCAACACAGCUAGAGAAGAAUUU
Molecule: messenger RNA, 189 nt
Organism: Lottia gigantea (owl limpet)
Lineage: Eukaryota; Metazoa; Mollusca; Gastropoda; Lottiidae
Exons: 1
Biological process (GO): microtubule-based movement; outer dynein arm assembly
Cellular component (GO): outer dynein arm
Molecular function (GO): minus-end-directed microtubule motor activity; dynein intermediate chain binding; dynein light intermediate chain binding
Source: RefSeq, a predicted model, not a curated record